UAUCAUUUUCGGGUUCGAACAGGCAGCCAAAAUUUCUUAGGCGGCAGGUUCAGACAAAGGGCACAAAUUUAAUUUUUUUAGGUGGUCGCCGACGGCGAUCCAAAAUUACAGCACUAAUCAGAAGAGCUCGAAGCCCCAAUUUCUCAGUCCCAAAUUCCAAGAAAAGAAAACUCUUUUUCAAAUUCGUCUGUUGUUUAGAGUGUCCGAAAAUGGAAGGAGGUUUCAGCGCGGAAGAUCUGUCGACGAUCGGAGGAAUCGCGACGGUGUCGCUUCUCCACUCGUUCAUCCCCACGCAUUGGCUCCCUUUCUCCAUCGUCGGCCGUGCCCAGAAAUGGACUCUCUCUCGCACUCUCUUCGUCACUGCAUUUGGAGCAAUCUUGCACGUCAUAUCGACUUCAAUUCUUGGCAUAACAGCAGUAACCAUGGCAAAUACAAUUGCUGGCGAAGAAACAGUGCACAAGCUUGCUUCACUUUUGCUUGUAGUCCUUGGUGGCAGUUAUAUUUUGUUAUUUUUAUCUGGAAGGGGUGGUCACAGUCAUUCUCACAACCAACCCAUGGAAAAAAUGGCCGUUGCCGGGCUGGUUCUUGUUCCCGCAUUGUCUCCUUGUGCCACUACGCUUCCAGUAUUUCUUGCUGUUGGGAAUUCAUCUUCCAUGAUGGUACUUGCUAUUAUAGUACUGCUAUUCAGCACCAUAGCUGUGAUGACUUCACUGGUCGCUCUGUCAUUCUACGGCGCAAGCCAGCUUAAGUUUCAUUGGGUGGAGCGAUACGACAAGCUUCUGGUAGGUUCAGUGCUGUGUUUGGUAGGCGUCUUGACACUCAUUUUUCAUGAUCAUGAUGGAGAUGGUGGUUCCACCGGAGAGCAUUUGCAUAGGAAACUCAUUGUCUGAAGUUUCAAAUUGGUCCUCCAAAUGUGUAUUUUGGCAAAAAAAAAAAAAAAAAAAAAAACUAUUAGAUAAUGAGUUUUUAGCUGUAUUAAGUAGAACUGUUUGAGAAUGUGCUGUCCGAUUUACAGUGUCUACAGUGGCUGAGCUGUGGUGAGUUUCUCUCCUUUCUGGCUUUCUCUUGUAUACAACUCUCUCUUCCUUUUC
Morus notabilis is the source of this 1091-nucleotide messenger RNA. RefSeq lists its product as uncharacterized. Lineage: Eukaryota; Viridiplantae; Streptophyta; Magnoliopsida; Rosales; Moraceae. The record is from RefSeq and is a predicted model, not a curated record. The transcript is spliced from 3 exons. The coding region runs from base 210 to 890 and encodes 226 amino acids.